AGGACCCAGUGGCUGCUCGAUUCAAGCAAGGAGUGACUCCGGCACUCAGACGGAAACAGACAAAGGCGAGGGGAGAGACGGCGUGCCGCUAUCCUGCAGCAUCGACUCACACUCACAUCCACUCCCCCACACACUCCGCAAUCAGCGACGCAGACUCUCUGGAGCUGGUCACCACCCCAACACAUCUGUCACAACCACCAUAACUUUCAGUCAUCAUGGAGCUAGACUUUGGACAUUUUGACGAGCGAGACAAGGCCUCUCGUACCCCACGGGGCGGGCGUAUGAAUGGACUCCCCAGCCCUACUCACAGCGCCCACUGCAGCUUCUACCGCACACGCACUCUGCAGGCCCUCACCAAUGAGAAGAAAGCCAAAAAGGUGCGCUUCUACCGCAACGGAGACCGCUUCUUCAAAGGCAUCGUGUACGCGGUAGCCAACGACCGAUUCCGCACCUUUGAUGCUCUCCUGGCCGACUUGACGCGCUCGCUGUCCGACCACAUCAAUUUGCCACAGGGUGUGCGCUUCAUCUUCACUAUUGAUGGUGCACGCAAGAUCACAACCUUGGAUGACCUAGAGGAAGGGGAAAGCUAUGUUUGCGCAUCAGAGAACUUCUACAAGAAAGUUGACUACACAAAGAACGUCAACCCCAACUGGUCUGUGAAUGUAAAGGCCUCAGCAAGCCAGAAGAACAUGCAGUCCUUAGCUGCCAAGGCUGCCGGUGAGUCCAGGGAGACCAAGGACUUUAUUCGACCCAAGCUCGUAACGGUGAUGCGUAGCGGCGUGAAGCCACGCAAAGCCGUCCGCUUCCUGCUCAACAAGAAGACCGCGCACUCCUUCGAGCAGGUGCUCACUGACAUCACGGAGGCCAUUAAACUGGAGAGUGGCGUGGUUAAGAGGAUCUACACUCUGGAUGGCAAGCAGGUCACCUGCCUUCAAGAUUUCUUUGGCGAUGAUGACGUCUUCAUUGCAUGCGGACCAGAGAAAUUCCGCUACGCCCAGGACGACUUCUCCUUGGAUGAGAAUGAAUGCAGAGUGAUGAAGGGACCCAAAGCUCAGCGAGGUUCAGCCAAGAGUCCUGGUCCAAUCAAGCGCAGCAAGUCUCCUGCUGAAUCGACCAACGGGACAGGCUCCAGCAGCCAGCUGUCCACCCCGAUUUCCAAGCAUUCCCCCACCUCCACCCCUACCAGUCCAGGCCUCAACAACAAGCAGAAGGAUCUCUACCUGCCCCUAUCUCUGGAUGAUGAUGAUUCUCUUGGUGAAUCAAUGUAGACUCCUGGCUCCUGCUGCCACCCUCCCCUCCAGUUUUAUUUUUUUUUUCUUUGGGAUCAGAUACACAGAAGUUUUAUACCUCUGCUGCUUUCCACCUUCACUCACAGUGCCACCUGUUUAGCAUAACCCACUCUGUCUCUUUUUUAAAGGCCUUAGCCAACAGGGCUACGACACCAUUUGCUGCUUGAGAAUGGCACAAACAGAACAGAGAAAUCAUUUUUCUUGUCACAAUCAGCUCACUUUUUCCAGGUUUGUGUUUUUUAUGUGGGAUGGGCACUGUUUCUCAAAGGUUCUCACAGAUCACUGUCAUACAGAUUUCAGUGUUGAAGGAAAAAAAAAAAAUCAUUUUGAAUACAUACAUUUUUGAUAAAGGACGCACCCUAACUUUUAAACAUUUCAGUCACAGAAUUCCAAGCAGCAAAUGGGUAUUUUUAGGGGUGUUGGUCAGAAAUGACAAAACAAAACUUUUGUAUCACUUAUCGUAUUUGUGAUGUUCCUCCGUGUCCUCCUGUCCUCCUGCCCUCUAAGUGAAAGGUUUCUUGUCAGAGGAAGUCUGUUAAGCCAGUUUUAGUCUUUCUAACCUGCUGUAAAUACUGUGUAUAGCUAUCCAUCAUAACAUCUCGCCCAAUGUCCAUUGCUGUGCUUCCGUAAUGUCACUACAAUGUCUAGCAUUCGCUCAACAUGAUACAGGGUACAGUCAAAGUAAAGUGGGACAAAAAACUACAAUGAAGUCCCCUUGACAGAGGACGUGUGGGAUGCAGUCCUGACUGCGCCUCCUUAAUAACAAUUCAUAUUGCCGGCUUGAUAUAUGUAAUAACGAGGAUCUAAAACCCUCAACCUCAUGUUUUAAUUGCUGUUCAUCUUAUCCGAUCAGGCGCAGGGACGAUUAUGUAAAGAAAAGGCAUCCCACGCUUCUUUAAGUUGGCCAGUCCUCUGUUUUGACCUUCUACACAGACAGUAGGCUUUACAUGCUGCAUAACAACCCCCCCCACCCUGUGUUUUUUAGAUUGUCACAAGCGGCAGCACAUGAUGUUGUUUUGAAGGACCUAACUGUGCAUAAAAACAACCAAAGGAAGAUCCAACAGGCCCUUCUGAAGGAAGAAAAAAAAAAGCCAAUGCACAUCCAGUAUACAGUUUUUAUCGACAGUCUGAAGAAUCCCUUUUUAAAACCAGUUUAUCACAUCUUACAGUGUACUUAUUAGAAGUGAUUUCACAGAAAGUAGUGGUGACAUUUUUAUAGUUUGAAAUGAUAAAUAAAUAAAAAUAAAGGUUUCAAAGCCAAAGUAUUUUUUUUUUUUUGACCAAGACUUAUAAAAUAAAAAAAGAAAUUUAAAAAAAAGAAAAAGAAAGGUGGGAGUAUUUCAUUUUAAGCAAUUAAAAAUAAAAAUAUUGUGGAAGAAGCACACCUGGAGUUUUAUGCAUGUUACUUUUGAAAAGCAUCCAAAUAUGUCAUGCUUAAAUCAUGCUCAUCUGAGGCGGUUAGUUUUAUCAGGGCGCUAACGGUAGUGGGAUAUCUCCCUUUUUCUUGCAUGGCUCAGCAUAGUUCUCCAAUUAAGAGGGGAGGAGUGAUGAAAACGUAACAGUUGUCUAAAUCGAUGUGUGGGUUUUAAAUUUUUAUAAAGUUUAAUUUAUAUUGAGGGUACUUGUGUAGGACUUUUUAUUUCCUAGUUUUCCUUGCUCACGUGAGCUCUAAACACUUUUUUCCCCAAGCUUUUGUGUGCAAUUCUUUUAUUUCUAUCGCCAUAUUCCCCUUUUCUAUCACUUGGACUCGCAUCGUGUGUCAAGCAAAUCUACUGAAAAGGGGUUUUCUCAGAUUUUUGCAGGGAAUCGAGCCUGAGAAAUCUCUAAAUUGGACGAUGCUGAAGCACAAAGCAGGGAGCUACUUAUUCACCACAGCAACAGACACUUUACUGCCUACUUGCCAGCAUUACAAGGUGUGACUACAACCAGUUUCUCAAUAUACAGAUGACGUGCUGCAUAUGUAGCAUUCUUUUAAAUUAAUAUCUAUGCAUUUGGAAUCGAGAAUGGUUGAAAAAAAUCAGUUUGGUUUUUCUUUUCUGUACAUGGCCUUUUUAUUCUUCUUUUUUUUUUUUUUUAACUUUAACAAGAAACGAACAAACCCCAAAAUUUCCGUGUAGUUAUUCUAUUGUGACGAAGCGGCGCUCCCAAAGUUGCACAUCUUUGGAGUGAUGUGGUGCCUGCCCUGUGGAUGAGCUUUAAAUAGCAGCUUAGUGUUGCUUUAGCCCAUUACAAUCUGGUGCUGUGUCCUACACUUUUUCUCCUGCAGGGAGCGCUGUUAAACCAGCAAAACAGCUACUGUAACAUUAUCAGCUAAUCCAACAGCAGGGACACCUCACUUCACCAUUAAUUUUUUUUAUUUUUUGUACAAAAGACCCUGUUUGUUAGUCUUCUCAAACACUUAGUUCUGUAAAACUUAACGUGCUAAUACUGUUCUCGUCAGCUUGAGUUUUCUGCAGCUUAAUACGGCGCUACAGCAUACAAAACGCUUACCACAGUACGUUGGUUGACUUGUGUAAACCAGAUGCCGCCAUGUAAGAUGGAUGGUGCCUUUUUUUUCCCCCCCCUGUCUUUUCUUUUUUUUUUUCUUUUUAAAAUUACCAUCUUUUGAUAGAAAAAGUUAAACUGGGACAUAACAGGCUUGUACUUUGUUAACGGCCAUUUGUAAAAACAUUUUUAAACGUCUUAAAUGAGGAGGCCUCCAAACAUACUUUGUUUUGUAGAGACACAGGACGCUUGGUCGUGGUGUAAAUAUGCUCCCUUCCUGUUCUCUUUCAUAUGUAUGCCUUUCUGAUCGAAUGAAUGACUUUUUGUUUCUCUGAAAUUUUACAAUGUCAUUUUUAGUGGUAUUUUGCAAUGUCACAGUGGCUUGUUUCAGUGCUUCAUUCAAUGUAUUAACCGGUAUCCUUUUUGCAAUUAAAAACGAUUGUAUUUCA
Messenger RNA from Oreochromis niloticus (Nile tilapia), 4222 nucleotides. Its product is annotated as neuronal migration protein doublecortin. NCBI's taxonomy places the organism in Eukaryota, Metazoa, Chordata, Actinopteri, Cichliformes, Cichlidae. Bases 216 to 1268 code for a protein of 350 amino acids. Gene Ontology annotation, biological process: intracellular signal transduction; axoneme assembly; photoreceptor cell development. The transcript has 7 exons. The record is from RefSeq and is a predicted model, not a curated record. Gene Ontology annotation, cellular component: axoneme.